AUGGAAAUAAUAAUAAAAAAGCCAUAUAUAGAAAUAUUUGAAAAGAUAUUAAAGCUAUUUGCAUCCGUUUGCGAAAAUUUGAAUUUUCGAUUAACGCGAAAUAAACUGGAGUUAAGUGCAUCCAAUAACUUAACUAAUGAAUUAAUUAUUCACAUAGACAAAAAGAUUUUUACCGUAACUAGCAUCAGUUGUGAUAUCAAAAAUGCAAGUGGUACAGUCAGCUCAAAAGAUUUUUACAAUUCCAUAUUUAGCAACAAAAUUGUAAAGCAGUUAAGGUCUAAUAGUAAUAGUGGCAAUACUUUCAGCGGUAGUAGAUAUUACAUGUCCGGUCAGAAUAAAAAUGAUGUAAAUAGCACGAAUAACUGUGAUGGGUUCAAACAUGUUCAGAGUGGAAAUAACAGCGGCAUCAAUAGUGGUAAUCGUAAAACCAAUAACAAUAGUAUCUCUAAUAACAAUAGUAUCUCCAAUAACAAUAGUAUCUCCAACAAUAAUAGUAUCUCCAACAACAAUAGUAUCUCUAAUAACAAUAGUAUCUCCAACAACAAGUGUAAUUUAAAUGUUUCUAAACUAAUUAUAAAAUUUAAUAACGAAGAGAACGCAAGUAGUACUCUAGAAAUAGCUGUUAAAUUUAAAAAGUGUAACACUUAUUUUAGUGCUAUAUUAAAGGUAAGGUCCUUUAGCAGCUCACUGAAAAAUUGUGUAUAUAAAAAUGAAUCAAUAAUACAAAUAGAGCCAACACUUUUUCUUCUUAACUUGAAAGAUCUAGCCAAUGAAAGAAAUAUAUUUUUAAAAAAUACAGAUAAUUCAUUUAUUAUUUGUGCAAUAGAGACUUCUGACUUUAGUUUAAAUAAAGAAAAAGUCAAAAGAGAACAAUUUUUUUACAACAAUAAAAAAAUAUGUAUUCCUUCGAGUAAGACUAAAUAUUUUUUUAAAAAUAAAAAGUUUGGAGAUCAUAAUAUGUCACUCCCCCUUAAUGAGUUAAGAACGAUAAUUAAAUUUUGUUCUGAUAUGAAUUUAUUGUGUUUAUUUUCAACCAAGAAUUUUAAAGAACGCGUUAUUAUUUAUUUUGGAAAUAUUAUUACUCAUAUUUUAGAAAAGAAUAAAAAGAAAAUUUCGGAAGUUCGGGCGGAGAGAAAAAAAAAUAAAAAAAAAAGAGAAGCAAAAAGAGAAGCAAAAAGGGCGCAAAAAGUAGAGUCAAAAAUAGGGGCAAAAAAAGACACAAUAAAUCAAGGAAAAAUGCAGACACAAUAUCGGACAAAUGAUACAUUUUAUCAAAAUGGUAACAAGUGUUAUAGAGACAAUAGCUCAGAACAUUCCUCUUAUAUUCCUUCCGAGGAUGAAACCUCCAACUCGUGUGUUUUCUAUUUAUCAGAUGACAACAACUCAAGUGACGAAUAUGAUGAAACAAGCUUGGAAGAAAUAGAUGAUAGUGAUGUUCUUUUUUUCACUUCUGAAUACACAAAAAAAGACUAUUCUUCUAACGAAAAUAUGAAUUACAAUAAUAUUAUAACAGGUUAUAUACAUUUUACAUCUUACUUUAACAUUUCUUGUAAUUUUAAUGACUAUGAUUGCAGUAAGGAAGAAUCUAAUCAUAAUAAUUUUGAGGAUGAACUUUUCAAUGAUCAUACUAAUGUUUUUAGACACAGAGAAAAAAAAAAUGGUAUAACUGGAAGAGGUGAUAAAGACUCAAAAAAGGAGCCGCAGCAGGAGGGCGCACAUGUAUGUAGUACCAGCAAUGGUAUUAACAGUAGUGGCAGUAGUAGCAAUGUUUGCAAUCGUAACAGUAAUGAUGAAAUGGACCGCUCCAACGACAAUUUUAGCAACCACCGAAACGAUGGCCUGAGUUAUGAGUCAACCAACACACACAGUACAGGUAAUACUAAUUUUAGGAAUGAUGCAAAUAAUUUGCAAAAGUGGAAAAGUGUUAACAUUGAAAAAUGUGUGAAAGGAGAAUACAUGACCACUGCAUGCAAAUCGGGUGCGGUGAAUACUAGAAGUAGAAAUGGUAUAAAUGGAAAAAAUAGUAAUGAUAUUAAAAAUGGUAAUAAUAAUAAUGGAUCAUCAUUUUUUACAGACUAUAGGGAAAACAGUACAUCGAAAAAUGAAAUUAGGGAACUCCUCGAAUCAUUUUGCAAUGGUGAAGAAGUAUGGAAUGCAGGCAACUUUGUGAAAAGUGAUAAUUAUGAACAAGUCAGCUACGGAACGAAUGGCGAGACAAAAGGAAGAACAGAAAGCGGAACACAAAGAGGAACAGAAAGCGGAACACAAAGAGGAACAGAAAGCGGAACACAAAGAAGAACAGAAAGCGGAACAGAAAGCGGAACAGAAAGCGGAACACAAAGAAGAACAGAAAGAGGUACAGAAAGCAAAACAGAAAGAGGUACAGAAAGCAAAACAGAAAGAGGUACAGAAAGCAAAACAGAAAGAGGUACAGAAAGCAAAACAGAAAGAGGUACAGAAAGCAGAACAAAUGACGGGGAGGAAGAAGAUACACGCGAAUUUGAUAAAUUCAUCGGAAAUAACGAGGUAGAGGAUGGGCUUAAGUGCAGAUAUAACACCAAUUUUAGAAAGUUUAAUAGCGAACAGGAAAAUGGUAAGAAGAGAUACGAAAGUAACAGUGGAGAUACUUAUGGUGAAGCAUAUGAAAAGUGUAAUGUGGAAAAAAUGAACGAAGGAUUUAAUCAGUAUGAAGAAUUAAAUUAUGAUAAUUUUAUAAGAGGAAAUAAGAACAUUUCAGACACAUAUAAAAAUAUUGACUUACAAAUAAAAAAACUUAGUGCUACUUUAGGAAAUUUAAAAAAAAUAGAUACAUAUAAAAAAAAAGGUACAUUGCAUAAUAUGCGGAAUAAGGAGGACAGAUCUUUUUUCUCAAAUUCAAAUGAUUUAAAAUUGAAAAGGAAAAGAAAAAAUGAUGCUGACCUUUGUGAAAAAAAAAUAAAGAAGAAUAAAAAAAGGUCAUCAAAGGAGAUGGUAUAUAAUGAUUUUCAGGAAGACAGAAAUGUUGAUUAUGAUGAUAAUAAUAAUGAUGAUGAUAAUAGUGACGAUGAUAAUAGUGACGAUGAUAAUAGUGACGAUGAUAAUAGUGACGAUGAUGAUAAUGAUGAUAAUAACGAUGAGGCUGAUAAUAAUAAUAAUUAUUUUUUUCACACUGAUGAAAGUAUUAAUAAUGAAUGUAACUCCACCGUAAGCGAUAGUUAUUAUUCCUUAAGUGACGACAUAGGAGUAGAAAGUAAAUCAAACUUGAAUAAUGAAAAUAUGACAUAUAACAACUAUUUUGAUAGUAUAUAUUCAAAAUAUCAUUUGUAUAAUAAUUUAAAGAAGUUGGGAAAUAAUUUUGAUGGAAAUAACAAUAUGCAGUUCUAUUCUUCGGCUAGAGAUGAACAUAAUACUUAUGGCAAUUUUCGUCCUUUACAUUAUAGAAAAAGGGAAAAUUAUAAAAGAACGAGUACUGAAUUCGAUGAUGAUGUAGUAUUGAUAAAAAAUCAGAAAAAAAAAAAAAAAAAUCAGCACAAUUAUAGGCAUAAUAUGUAA
Molecule: messenger RNA, 3531 nt
Organism: Plasmodium malariae
Lineage: Eukaryota; Apicomplexa; Aconoidasida; Haemosporida; Plasmodiidae
Product: conserved Plasmodium protein, unknown function
Exons: 1
Coding region: 1-3531 (1176 amino acids)
Source: RefSeq, a predicted model, not a curated record